Dreissena polymorpha is the source of this 11340-nucleotide messenger RNA. RefSeq lists its product as uncharacterized. The record is from RefSeq and is a predicted model, not a curated record. Lineage: Eukaryota; Metazoa; Mollusca; Bivalvia; Myida; Dreissenidae. The transcript is spliced from 4 exons. Bases 151 to 8145 code for a protein of 2664 amino acids.
UUAUCCGAAGUCGUAGACCGAUUCGACGUUCAGUCAACCAUGCAGGUUGUACAAGCUAUAUAGCCGGAAUAAUUUAUUUUAUUUAUUAAUGUCAUCGAACGUGUUUAAGUACUCAUACUGAUAUGAAGAAGCAAAUACUGUUUUGCUUUAAUGGUUAACUGCGUUUUAUAUAAGGUAUGUAAAUUUUAUACAUAUGUGUGUGAUUAUCAUUUCGGCGAUGGUGUUUUUCAUACGCUCUUGCGGGGCAUUUGUGAAGUAUUAACAUGUAUGUGUAAAUGUCAUGUACAUAGAGAUAUUGAUUACACAAGACAUAAUCACGAUUUCUUGUUCUAUAUCAUGUUGUGUCAAAGAUUUGUAAGAUUAUGUUAUGGUUUAUCUAUUGUUGUGUUUCUUGAUAUAAGCAAAGAACAAGAUGAUUAUGAAUUGAAUGAAACAAAACCGACCACGAAGAUAACGCGUAAGAUGGCAUCAAUGUCUCAAGACCAUAACAACCUGAUGAUGUACUAUACCAAGAUCAGCACUGAUGAAUCUGGUGCCCCUAUGCGGUGGAAAAUGACAUCCUUGUUGAGAGUAGAUGAUGAAAAGAUCACCUCAAGCAAAUCUAACCAAGGCUCAAAUAAGUCUUCUCCCUCAUCGUCCCGUGAACCAUCAGGUGAACGGAGAGGUCGUCCCAGUCUGUCAGAAUUAGUACAGUCACAGCGGGUAAAACGCACUCCAAGCAGAGACAGUUCAGAGAGCUCGUACUCGCGGGACUCAUCGACAGAAAGCAGAGGCAGAGAAAAGCCUCUCAAGUCUGAUAAGCAGAAUCAAGAUGGCGAUAUUAUGAAUAGUGCAAAUGUUGAUAAAAAACUUAAAGGCAAAAGAGGACGACCAAGAUCUCUUGACUUAUCCACUAAAACCAUGACUAAUGGUGAUGAUGAGAAGUUUAAAAGCCCUCAUCCAUUGACCCCUUGUAAUAUUGUAGUGAAAAGACGUAAAGGUCGACCUAAGGAAACACCACCAACUUUAACGGCAGAGCCUCCAGUUGCAUCUCUUAACAUACCUGGUCAAGAUACUGUCGGUUAUGGAGACGAAAUGAAUAUGGUUGACCAACGAAAACCGGUUCUUAAGAAGAGAAUUCUUCAAAAUGCUCAAUUGUUAAAAAGUGUAAGAAAUAAGACUAGUAUUAGUAACACAUUUCUUAAACGGAGAAAAUUAGGUGCCUUAAACAGAAAGAGUGGUGUAAACUUUGAAACUAAAAGCUCAAUACUAACUGAUAGCACACAAUCUGGUUAUUCAUCUGAAAAUAUGAGUGCCAAUUGCUCUUCAGAAAGCUUAGGCGAAUCUUUUCCAAUGAAAAGAAAAGCAGGCCGACCACCUGGUGCAAAAAAUAAACCAAAGGUUGUUUUUAAUCCAUUGGCAGGUUUUGUUCCAAAAAGGAAAGUGGGUGGUAGGCCCCUAGGCAGCAAGAAUAAAGUUAUAUUAGGACUGAAGAAACCCAAUCGCUCAGCAAACAGAUUAAGGUUAAAAGAAAAACCAGCAAAAACUGUUACAUCGUCAAAUGAUUCUAGUUCAGCAUUAAGUAAAGACUUUAAUAAUGUUGAAAGUGUGAGUAAAGCAUGUGAAAAUUUUGAAGAAAUGAAAAGUAGCCCUGAUUUGUUUGACAGUCCUGAACAGAACACAAGCUCUGUGAUAAAAACUGAAGAAAGCGCUCAAGAGGAGCAGAAAAUGGAUGGUUCGGGGACUGCUAGCAACAGUUGUUUUGAAACCAUGGUCACUGAGGAUAUUAAUGAAAAUAUUGUCGAGACAAUUUCUCCUGAACUUGAUCUGUCAAUAAAUGAAGCAAUUGAGACUGUGUUACAUAAAGUGAAGAAUGAUUUGCCUAUCGAUAAACCUUCCUCAUUUACUUGCUCAAGUGGACCAAAGUUUGGUGGUAUUAGACGUAUGAGCAAAAUAAAGAAGAAUAACAAACAUCAAAUGCAAAAACAUAAGCAAGUUUUGGAAUCUGGUGUAUUGGACACUGAAAAUAAAACUUUUGCUCUUUUGCCUUGGAACGACUUACGAAGGAAGUUACAUAGCAAACAGUUGAACAAAAAGAUUGAACAAAUGCACAAUUCUGUGGUAGGUGGUAAAGAAAUAUCAACUGUUGUUGAUUUGGUCAACUUAGGUGGUGAUUUAAGUGUCAAAACAGAAAAUAUUGUUGCAGCUAAAUCUGAGAUCAUAGCUAUAGAUGCAGCAAUAAAAGCUUCGGAAGUGGGUGACAAAGUUGAGUUGAACAUAAAUGUUCCAGUUUUCAAAAGAGUGUGUACAGAAAAUAAAGAUGCUAUAAAGUGCAGUGAUACAGAAUCUGUUUGCUCUGAAGUCAGCACAGUUUCAUAUUGUUCUACCAAACGAUUUACGGAAAAACAGGUGUUUGUUCUUGGAGAAGAUAAUAUUGACAGUGAUGAUAGUUCAAUCAGAACUCGCCAAAGAUUUGAAAUUGUACCUGGCAAAAAGCGAAAAAGAACGUUAAGUGGUGAGUUUGACUUAGUGGAUGAGAAACAACUAAGAAAAGAAAAGAAGGCCAAGUUACUUGGUGAUGAUGACAAUCAUAUAGGAAACCAGCCUGAAGUUGAAGGGAACACAUCUGAAACAAAAUUGUCUCCUAAGCCCAAGAUUAAAAAACACAAAAAAUUUACAAAUGGUGAAAGUUUCAAGUUGAGGAAGCUAAAGUUACGUCGAGAGUCACCAUUCUUGACAUCUGGAAAAAAGAAAAGACGAAAGCGUAGGUUGAAGUUGUCUCCACCUAAAAAGAAGCAUGUUAGAGCAGCCAAAACCAUAGGAAAUACCCAUGGAAAAGUACAAAAAGGAGUAGGUCUGUUAAAUAAUACAAAUAUCUUUUCUGCUGGACAACACACUGAAUCUGUGGCAGCAAUCAUACAUGAUGAUUCUUCUGCUAAAAGUGACGGCAGUAUGACACGAAAAGGCAUUUUUGAACAGUUCGUGCCUUGGGAAAAACAGACACUCUUGAAACAGUCUGACAGGAUGUCACCAGAUAAGACAGCAGAAAUCGUAAAACAGUUAGAUGAAACAGACACAGAUGAGGUAGUUAUUGAUGUGCUUACAAAUAUUGUGAACAGUGUGGUCAAAAGUAGAGAGCAACAUGUAGGUUCAUAUGCAGAGUCAUUGGAACAUAUGAAUUAUUUCAUGCAUAUCCAAACCAGUAGUCCGCUGGCCUCUGUAUCUUCCACAAAUAAACUGCAGCUACCAGACAUUUCCCAAAAUACAGCAGAACAAGCUAUUGGACCAACUACUAAGAAUAUACUGAACAAAGUAAGAGGUAGACGAGGAAGGAAACGAUUCGGUCCAUUACCAAUUGCUAGAAAUCCUCUUCUGGAAAAAGCCAAUCCCAAAUUCGGAAGGGGCAGAAAAGCAAAUGUUGGGCCUAGAAAAAAUAGGCAGCAUAAAGCGUCAACAGCAUCAGAAAACAAUAACAAAGUUGAAUCUGUCACAGAGGAAGGAAUGGCUUAUGAAACCAUUUUAAAGCCAAAAGUAAUUCGGUCCCGAACUGCAAGGAAGUCGGCUACACCAUCCAAAUCCCACGAAACAUCUCUGUCAGUUGCAAGUGUUGAUAAAUCAGGUGUUAAAACAUCUCCAGAAUCAACUUUUACAAGAAAAAUUGAAUUGAGACAAAAGAUAUCUAGAUCCCCCUUGGAUAACAUAGCAAAGAAGCAAACAAUAGAGGAAAACAAAUAUUUGAAAAUUGAACAAAUGAAAGCUUUAAGGAAAGAGGCCAAAUUGAAAUCAAAAAUGUUUAAAGCAGCUAAUAUUGAAGCCGCAAAUUCAAUGCAAAUUAUAAGUAGUGUAGCCAUUGAGUCAGAUACAAUUGAUUCAGAAAAUUGUGGGGAUAUUGAAGAUGAUUCUGAAAUUGAAGUGAAAACUACCAAGUUUUCAAUUGAAGAACAAAUAAAGAAAAUGAAGAAAUGUUCAGUAGUUUUAAAUGAUUUUAUUAAGAAACUCAAUCUAACAUCAAAUGAUGGUACCACAUCUGAAUGUGAAACAAGUGCCCUAGAAGAGUCCAUUGAUGAAGAUAAUUCACUGUCAACUGCAAAUGAUAACUUAAAUUCAAAUGUUGACACUGAUAACCAAGACCUUAUAGACUCAGAGACAUUGGGUUCUUGCAACAAUUUUGACACUAUUAGUGUUGAAAACAUACAUUGUGAAGAACAUAAGGUAAAUAAAGAAAAUCCUGAGGUAAAAGAUGAUGCCAUUUUAGAAAGUGGUAAAGGUGUUGUUGUUCAAGAUUCAUGCUCCAUUGAUGAAACGAAGUUGGAUAUAUUAAAAGUUCAAAGUGCAAAUAAUGAUUCUAUAUUAGAAUGUGAUUUAUUUGCUGGACAGUCUUCACAAAGCUUGAUUGUGGAUAAUAUUCUCGCUAAGAAGGAAAUGCCACUAGACAGUUGUGCUGAAGUCAAUAAUGUUAAAAGUAACGAUACGAGUGACAAUAUUAAAAUUGAUGGUGAGUUGAAUGCAAUUCCUGAUGUGGUAUUAAAUGAACAAGCUGAAAAAAUUGACCAAUCGAAAGCAGUUCUUUGUCCUAAAACAAGGAGUCCAAAGAAAGUGCACUCAGUGAAAGUAGUAUCAAACUCUGAAGCAACUAAUGAUCAAGACUCUGGUGAAACAGAAAGUAUUACUCUGAGUUGUUAUGAAAAAGUAUUAAAACCAGAAAUGUCCCAAACGGCUAGAAAAACUGUUCCACCCCUGAAGAUAAAGGUAAAAGGUUUAUCUUCACGUCGUAAAACAUAUAUGGUCGAACAACCUCCGGAUUCUUCAGGCGAUGCUAGUAAUGGCUGUGAACAGAAAUCAGAGAAGAAAAGAAAGACAAAGUCAGGUAGUAGGUCUGAAUCUGAUUCUGAAAAACAUAGUAAAAACAUGCAAAAGAAGGGUAAGACUAUGGGAGUAAAGUGUAAUGGUUUGGCAGGUGAAUCACCAUCAAAGACGUUUAAUUCUCUAAAACCAUCACCAGCAAAAAAUAAUCUGAAACCCACAGAUGCUUUUGAGGCAAAUUUUCUCCAAUUUAUACAAGAUAAAAACAAUGAGAGCAACAACUUGAUCACUAUGAAACCCAGAAAUUUGAGCCCAAAAAUGUUGAAGGAUCAAAAUGCAUCAACACAAAUAACGGAUGGCAAUGUUUCAAGUCACGGACAUGCUGCAGCAGGAUCUGCUGAUAAUGCCAGCAAGACUGAUACAGAUGAGUCAGUGAGAUAUGUCUGCUACAUGUGCAAGGAUGUGUCUUACCACUCCAAUGAACAGAUACUGAAGCACUACAAGGAAGUCCACCCGACUGUGGAGUUCAUGUACAAACAACUGCCAGAUGAUCUCACAGAAGCAACAGCUGCUGCAGCUGUGGAAAUUGGCAAACAUGAGAGUUUUCCUAGUGCUGAUGAAGAUGGCACUGUACAAUCAGACCUUGCCAUCCAUGAAGAUGAUGAUGAUGACGAGAGUGGCAGCCUCAAACUAAAAAUAGUGAAUGUUGUGAGCCUAAAAGAUGAGAUGAUGUCAGAUGAUUUAUCAAGUCUGGCACCACCAUUUGACAAGCCACCACCACCUUACCCUGCAUCUAAUUCAACUAUUAGGCAACCUAGCACCUCGGUAGAACUGCGCAUACCUGGCUACAGCAGCUCCACUAACAUAAGUGUGGCAAACCCAAAUAUUACAAAUAUCAGUCAAGAGACCUACAGCCGUUUUCUGGUGCAGUUUCAGGGAAUGCCUGUAUUUCAACAGCAGUCUGUUCAGCUGGCUGUUCCACAGAGACCACAGCACAAACUCAUUGCACCGGCAAAACCUCCAUCAACUGGGGGAAAAGUAACGAAUACUUUCAAGUGUGAAAAGUGUAAUGUUCAUGCACCCUUACUCCCGCCUUUAGUCUCUCAUUUGCGAAAUAUACAUAAAGAUAUUCCUCGACUCUUUCAGUGCCCAUACUGUAAGGACCUUGAAGCAGAGACUGAAAAUAAAAUAAUUGAUCACAUUCGUGAAAGGCACCCAACAGACAAUCCCAAUCCUCCAGUAGCACUAUCAGAGCCAGCCAAGCGAAACUUGGCAACUGUAACUGUGCUGUUGCCAGACAAAUUCAAACUCAGUGAGAACAAUUUACUUGAGAGGGACAUUUUCUUGUGCUUGAUUUGUAAAAUUUAUAUGCCAUCCAUAGAGACGAUCUCAGAUCAUUUGGAAGAAAAGCAUCCAGAAGUGUUUCUGUUCCUCUGUCCACACUGCAAAGAAUUUAAAUCAAAAACUGAACAAAGUGUGUUGGUCCAUAUUCUGCAUGUGCACCGAAAAAGCACUGCUGAUGCGAGCAUCCCAAGGGCCAUCGAGGGAACCCAGUUCACGAGGGUUGCGUGCAUUGUGAAAGAGAAGAAUAAGAGGGGUCACAACAACCAACAGAAAACACAUCAUAAUACCUCGCCUUCAAACCCGUCCCAAGUUCCAGUCUGUUCUCCAAGCAGCCUGCUGACUGUGUCGUCAUUUCUGCAGACUCCAAGCAGCCUGCUUACUGUGUCGUCAUCUCUGCAGACUCCAAGCAGCCUGCUGACUGUGUCCUCAUCUCUGCAGACUCACAUUGUCAGUCAACCCAUCCUGUCCAUGUCAGCGCCACUUCAGACAACUCAGCUGUUCACGGCUUUCCCAAAGGCAAUUGCACAGCCAAAAUUCAACAAUUUCCAAACAACUGGGAUCUCUCAGCCCACAGGAAUAGCACUGUUCCAGGCAACUCACUCACUUCCAAACAAUCAGCCUCUACUUUCUACUUCUUCAGCAACUUCACGAGUCAACAUACCUCUUCAGCCUCCAACCCUGAGUUUAUCUCUUGCAAUACCAUCUUCAGUGUCCUCUGUUUUUAGUCAGCCUAUAUCCUUGGGCACGGUUUCAAGUGCAGACAGCUCUGUUCCCUCAAGCUUAAGGAAAGCCUUGACAUCAGCAGAAGUGGUUACAACUUCUGCUUUAUCUAAACCAGUGUCUCAGCCGAGAAAGAAAAAGAAUUUGCUUGAAUCCAUCAAUCUUCUUAAAAUGCAAAAGGAAAAAGAAAUAGAGCUACAGGCCAAAACUCCUGAUGUGACAUCGAGUGCUGUGUCUUCUACUGUGUCACGUGCAUCAAGCAUACCUCCACCUUUAAUGAGAGCUCCACCCCCUUUGAUUCGAUACGAUCAUUUGGACAAACUGGAAUCCUCGCCAUCGUCAAUCAUCUCAUCUGCUAUGAGACUGACAUCACAGGCGCCAACAACUGGCACUAUGACUACCACAAGUCUAAACAGCAUCUCACUAACACAUAUACCUAAACCCAUUCAUUCUUCAUUGUUCGAUACAUCUGAUUUAGAUGGUGCACGACAAACCAACAGGCCAGUCCUCAAUGUACCCCAAAUCUCGCGUUCCGCCAAGAGUCCCUUACUGCAAACAUCAAGUACAGGAUCGCCACGGGUGUCACAUGAACAUGGUAGCGAGAAUAUUCUAGAUCUGUCGAAGAACUCUCCAGCACCGUCCCCUAUUCAGACACCCUCACCAAAACCAUCAACAUCUGGUGUUCCACAACAGGAAAAUCUAAAUGCAGAAAUGUUUAAAGUGUUUAACCUGAAACCAAACGGGCUGGUCCAGGUAUCUCGCCCAACAAUUGUCUCAAUGCCUCAACCCAUUCCACAGUUCUCCCAGCCUAUGAUUGCACCUCAGCAAGUCCGCCAAAAUACGCCAAACACUCUUGCAUACCGGCAACCAGUGCCACAACUAAUCGCCACAUCACAAGUGCCCCAGAUCAUCAACAUGCCCAUUACGAUGCCCUUAAUUGGAAACAUGUUGUUCAGCCUUCCACAAGGGAAUCCAAACAUGCCCAGAUUCAUUCAGAUGAGCCCUUCCUCGUUGCCUGCUGCUGGAUUUGUAGCAGCCUCACAGCCUUUGAACAUCACAAACAGUCAAACUCAGCCUGCUUUUGCAACGUCUCUCACAAGUCAGCAGUUAUUGAACCUUAGCAGCCUUAACCUGUCCACCUUCAAAUGCCCAUAUUGCCCUCGUGUUGUGCCACUUAAGUUCGAACAUGUCCAGCAGCACAUUGAAACAAAGCAUCCCGGCAGCUCUAUAAUGUUCUUGCCAUUGGAAAACCAGCCAACCAAAACAAACCCUGUUGUGCUUGCACCAGCCAAGGAGUGAAAGCGCAUUUCUGUUGUAUAUGAAAAUGUACUACCCAUUCUUUGAUCACUUUUUAUCCUGUGUUAUGUUAGAACUUUUGUUAAUUAUAUGUAUGAUAAGUCUGUUAUGUUAAUUAAGUUGUAUUUAGAUGGCUCAAAGUUGUGAAUUAUUUGAACUUUUUAUUAUUAUGUAUGUAUUUUGUAAGUUGAGUAAAAAAGGAGAGAGCUAUAAUUUAGCCUCGCUCUAAAAAAUGGGAUUUAAUGCAUGUGGGAAAACAUUUAUUCAAGAUUAGCUUUUGCAGUCCUCUACCAGAUGUUUGCUAAAAUCAGAUUUUCUUAAAACGAAAAAUAUCUUAAAAGCAGAAAGUGUACACCUCGAUUAGCCUAUGUAGCUGUAUUAAGCCCCGUUUUCCCAGUCUGACAAUUGCAUUAUUAUAUAGAAUUUACUUUGUUCAAAUUGAUGUAUAUUUCAGGCAUAUUUAUUUGCAGAAAAAUGUAUCAAAGUGUAAAUAUGGUUCUAUAAAGUAUCUUUUAAAUGUAUAAAUUAAUGCAUGGAUAUUGAACAACCGUGUUUAUAAUAGUAGAUAUAUUGGUUGUUGUGUUCCGUUUGUUUUCAUAGCCAUAUUUUAUUUAUUUUUCAUAUAUGUAUCAUUUAAAUUUUGUCCCAUACUUAGUAGUUUGUUAGUUUUUUGUUUUUUACUUUCUUUCUUUGUUCUUCGUUUCUUUUGUAGUGUUUGCUUUAACUUACAGCCACUGUAUUUUUGGUCAAUGAAUGCAUAUUAUUUUAUUAAACUUUUAUAAUCACUUUAAAUUAUAUUCAGUUAUUUUGCAAUUAAUGGAGACAUUGUUAUUGAGACAGUUUUCGCUUGGCAAAUGAUGAUAGGCCCAUCUGGCUCUACUUGGGAAUAAUGCUGUAUCAUAAGAGAUCAAUAGAACAUUGAAUGUGUUAUUUUCCUCCCAUUGUUUAAAAUACAUGAUACUUGUAAAAUGGGGUGUUUGCAGUAACUGCGUCUAGUAACAUCAUCUAAAAAGGGAACAUUGUUAUGAUUGUAUGCAAUUUUGUGUGAAAUUAGUCUGAAAUUAAAUAGUUUUCAGACAUGUUUUUCUCAAUUUCAAAACAGUAUUUGUAUUAAGUUAUAGUGCUUUAAAUUCAAAUCUGUAAGAAAUGGUCAUUUUUGUUCAAAAGAAAAAUGUAUUCCACAUGUAUAUUAUAUUUGAAACAAGCCAUGCUGAGAUUAUGAAGUAUUUGUAUUCUUGUAAAUGAUGCUCCAAUUAUCAAUAAUGGUCAUGGUAUAUUUUUAUUUAAUUACAUGAAUGUGUGAAUUCGUGUACGGACUGCUUUACUAAGCAAAUUAUAUUACUAACAAAAUGAGAAAGUCAUGGUUUUGCAGGGAUUCUUGUUAUGUAGUUGUAGAAAUCUAUGAAUAGAGAAUGACAUGUUUUGUGUUUGAAUACAGUUAUGUGCUUUAUUUCCUAUGUGUCUCUAUGUAAAAAAUAUCAACUUAUUUGUUUUUCAAAAAAUGUAUUGCGUAUAUGUUCAUCUUGGGACCAUUGUUUAAUGUUCAUAUCGAGUGAUGUGGUUGACAUUUAUAUUGUGCCAUUUGUACGCUAUACGAAUGCGUGUGGAUACACAUCAGUGGCCUUGUAUUUGUUGGAGUACUUCUCUUAUUAGAAACCAUUCAGUUGUGGUUGCUCAUUGAAUAUGGAGUAGUUUUGAACAAUGCGUAAUGCUAGUUUUAAACAGGUAUACUGAUUUGAGUACUUCUUGUGCUAGGAGCUAUUCAUGGUUAACAAAAUCACGCUGAUUUAUUUAUGUUAUAGUGUUUGUGUUUGCUUUAGAGCAGUGUAUUUGUUUUAAAGGUCAUCGCUUUAGGUCAGACGUGUAGGCAGGUUUUACAGUAUCACGAACACAAAUCUAAAGCUGACAACCUAAAAACGAAGUACACUCGUUUAUCAUCUACAUAUCUGAGAGCGUUAUUUAAAACGAAUGUGUGACAAAAUAUUUUUAAUUACCAACUUUUUAAAUAGAAAAAAUCCAUUUUCAAACGCUCGUGAAGUUAUUUAUAUUAUGCGUGAAUGCAGUACAUUGUACAAAAAGUUUCAUUAAAUUUUAUCAACAAAUUCUUUGGUUUGGAAACAUGUUUUCCCCAUUUUGUAUAACGCUGCGCUCUAUAUUUUGAUUUUAUGUACAUAAUGUGUGUACAUUGUUUGGUUUAUCGCGGUUUGAGAUCCCCCGUAUAUUUGUUUAUAACUAUACCUUAAACACUAACAUGUGAAGAAUCGAAUUUUUGAAGAAUUAAACUUGUUUGUAUCUUUGUAAAAAUACAAAAAAAAAAAUUAAUUAAAAUCGAAUGCCGACUACGUUGCGAAUUUUGAAUAUUUAUUUAUUUGUAAAAUACAGUGUUUAAUUUUGCGAUGUUGAUUUUUUUGGCAUUUUUUUACGAAUGUGUCGUUUGUUUAAACAAAUUGAUUUAGAGAUAAAUAUAGAUACUUUUUGUAAUAUUAGAUAAGUUGUAGUUUUAUUUUCGAUUUUUUAUGUGAACAGAAUCAGCUUUUAUCAUGCGCCCACUUUUGUUCAUAAAAGGGCAUUAAUCUUUGUGUUAGUAUUUAUAAGAAUGCACAUUGUUUUCGUUGUCCAAAGUUUAACUAAAUUAUGCACUUAAGACGGGUCAUCUAAACACUGCAAAACCAUUUUUUUUUGCAUAAAACAGUUUGGAAACGGCCAAUACAUUUACACUAAACCGGUAAAGAUUCAAGUGUUUUUAUAAUAAAAAAAAAUACCAACUUUACGCUAUGUACAGAUUGUUAUUAUUGUUUUUAUCAGACAUAAUUAGAUGGAUUCCCGUACAAACGGAUUAUGCUAAUUCCAGUGCUUAGAUAUGUCCUGUGGUAAUUGCAAGUGUUCGUCUGAAAUCGCGUUUGCGUUUGUUUUGUUUAGUAUUUUUGUUCACGUUUUCAUUUGGUCAAGCAAUCAAAUUUUUAUUUGAAAUUCAGUUUUCCGGUCAUAAUUUACGUCAGUAACUGUGUUUGUUUCUUAUUUGUGAUUGCAGUUUCACAGAAGAGAGUACACAAAAUACGCGAUUCCCUGUUUGUGUUUUUGACCAAAAAAACACUUGUGCAUAUAGAAUCAUUCCAUGUUCAUACACUAAUUCUGCCUCUGUACAUUGUUAUAUACAUGCAUUAUUAUGCAGAAAUGUAAAUACAAUUGGAAAUCAUA